Messenger RNA from Sinocyclocheilus rhinocerous, 2117 nucleotides. RefSeq names its product MOB kinase activator 2-like. NCBI's taxonomy places the organism in Eukaryota, Metazoa, Chordata, Actinopteri, Cypriniformes, Cyprinidae. The transcript has 5 exons. Bases 413 to 1084 code for a protein of 223 amino acids. The record is from RefSeq and is a predicted model, not a curated record.
GGCUUGUUCUGUCCUUCAGUGCAGAUAGUCGUCUCGCUGGGCUUGGAGACAGUCCGUGUUCACUUCCGGAUUCCCGAAAUCAAGCAGCAGCGGGACCGAAGCAUUAGACACUCAGUGUAGGCUACUUCAUGCCUGCCUUACAGACAUCAAGACACGGAGCACCGGCAUCAUCCCACAACACGAUCAGCACAGUUCUGACAGCUGAGCCCCACCAGCCCUCAUAUCACCCGCUGCUGAGUUUACAUCGAGGCUCUCUAGAAUAGAAAGCAGUCAAAUCAAUGAGGAGCAGCUCUGUGUCCAAAACUGUUAUACAUUUAGGCACCACUCCAUAGAGACCAAAUCCAGCCUGGACAUAAUUUGAGACAGCCGGUUAAAGUCAAAGCAGAGCUGGCGUGGAUCAGCUGCCAGCAGCAUGGACUGGUUGAUGGGGAAAUCCAAAACGAAGCCCAAUGGAAAGAAAGUGCCUGCUGAAGAAAAGAAGCACUACAUGGAGCCAGAGUACACAAAAGUGCGGGUCAUGGACUUCGACCUGAAAGAUUUGGUGGCGCUUCCCACCAAAGAGAUCGACCUCAACGAAUGGCUCGCCAGCAACACAACAACCUUCUUCAAUCUGAUAAAUCUGCAGUAUAGCACAAUCUCAGAGUUUUGCACUGGGGACACAUGUCAAGCCAUGACGGCCUGCAACACCAUAUACUACUGGUAUGACGAGAGGGGGAAGAAGACGAAGUGCACAGCACCUCAGUAUGUUGACCUUGUCAUGACUUUCGUGCAGAAAUUAGUGACGGACGAAGAUAUCUUCCCCACAAAAUACGGCAAAGACUUUCCCAACUCGUUCGAGUCUCUGGUGAAGAAGGUCUGCCGGUAUCUGUUUCACGUGUUGGCUCACAUCUACUGGGCUCACUUUAAAGAGACGGUGGCUCUGGAGCUGCAGGGACACUUGAACACACUGUACGCACAUUUCAUCGUCUUCGUCAGAGAAUUCAACCUGGUCGAGCCCAAGGAGACCUGCAUCAUGGACGACCUGUCGGAGGUGCUGUGCGCCCCCCUGCCGCCCCAUACACACAACCACGUGACCGAGAGAUGAGCCUCGAACUCGAGGAAGACGACGGAACGUGCGAGGCCUCUUUGGAAGGGCCCCUGCGUCACUAUUUCUCACCGUGAGAACUGUUCAAAAGAUGGGUCCGAAGGCCGGUGGUCUGCAGUUCUCGUACCAGCACAGAUUGGUGUGAAUGUUUCCUACAGGACGAAACAAUCUGUCUACAUUCUCAUUUAUACAGGAACAAUUUAUAUUUUAAUUUGCAUUUUUAUUAUUAUUUUUGCGCAUGCGCUCGCGGAGGUUUUCGUUUUCUUUUAGGGAAUGGUGUUUCAGCUCGGCUCUCAUCAGUGCCUUAGAUUUGUAGCUAAGGUAUUGUCUGUUUAUAUGCAACAAUGUUUCGAAAGUUAUCAUUGGCCUCUGGCUCCCCCUUGUGGAGGGAGUGACGUCACACACCGACUGAGUGUUUAUGAUCUCUGCAGCCUUAUUUCACAUAAAACUGUACCGGACUAGCGCAAAAUCUCUCUUUUUCAUAUUCUAGCCAUCAUUAUCCAUUUCUUUAUGUUCUUUAAAUCAUUUACGAUGGUUCUAUAUGUACUUAUUAGCCUUUUAAGAUGAUGUAUAAAGGGUUUGAUGGUUUGAAUGAUGCUUUAGAGAAAGUCUGGACUUGCUUUGUAGGUUUCCAACAAGGAUAUCAGCGAUGUCUGCUCGCUCAGAGAGACGCUGCAUUGUUGCAUGGCAGUUGACUUUGACUGUGUUGCAUUGAUGAGCACAUCCUCCAGCGUCGCAACCUUUUAUUUUUUAUUUCACGUUUUUAUUCUUAAGUUAUCAGAGGUCAUGGAUAUUGUGGCGGCCCACGUGUGUAGAAAAUGCACAUUAAUUUUCUGUUUCUCAAGAAAUAGAUUGUAACUAUAUAAGAAAUCACAAUAAUUGCCUUUAGCGAGAGAGCAUCUCUCCUCCUUAUUUAUUUUUACUUUUUUAUCUAUUUGCAGAGUUACUCAGUUCUUGCUUUCUUUUUAUGUAUUUUAAUUAUCUUAAGUUAAAAGCCACUUAAUAUUUUAAGCUCUGCGAAAUAUAAUCAGAU